AUGUCGACACCGCAGACCUAUACUGUACCAAAUCUGUUGUCCGGGUGGCCCUUUAAAGCUACUCCCAACCCCCAUGCCGCGAAGAUUAACGCUGAAAGCGCUGCAUGGGUUGCAAGCUACGAUGCAUUCAGUGCCAGGGAUCAAGCCACUUUUGAUCGUUGGAAUUUUGGCGCUUUCGCUGCACUGGCGUACUCGAAAGCUGAGCCGGCGCAAUACCGCGCUGGCGUGGACUUGAUCAAUUUUUAUUUUGUUUUCGACGAGCUGAGCGACAAGGCGGACGGCCCUACGGUACGGAAGCAAGCUGAUGCCAUCAUGAACUCACUAAAAAAUCCUUAUGCACCUCCUCCUCCGAAUGAACACAUUCUUGGCAUCAUGGCACGAGACUUCUGGAUCCGAGCCCUCGAGGAAGGUCGCACCAGUCCAUCGACCGCAAAACGUUUCACAGAGACUUUUGCGGAGUACACAGAUGCCGUCGUUCAGCAGGCCGAGGAUCGUGAUCUCGGGAUAAUCCGUCCUAUCGAAGAAUAUCUUGUUAUGCGACGCGGAACCGUUGGCGUUAGACCUUCACUGGAGUUCUUCCUUCUCUCAGAAGAUGUGCCAGAUGAAGCUAUACGACAUCCACAGAUAGAAAAGCUGGUGUUGGGUGUCAUCGACAUGUGUAUCCUUGCGAACGAUAUUUAUUCGUUCAACGUCGAACAGUCUUAUGGUGACGAAAACCACAAUAUCGUAUCUGUUACAAUGGCCGAAAAGGAUAUGACAGUCCAGCAGGCUAUUGAUUUCAUUGCGGAACGUUACACUCAGGUAUCGAAAGAGUUUCUGGAGGAUAUGAAGCGCGUGCCCGUAUUUCCUGAGCCAAUUGGGACAUACGUGCAGAAGUUUGUUCUCGGCAUGGCAUAUUGGGUAUGCACGGAUGAUGACUGGUCGUUCAUUACACCUCGAUACUUUGGUGAAAGUGCUGCAGAAGUUCAGGUCCAUCGGGUAGUUCAGCUUCUUCCGAAGCGCAGCUAG
Desarmillaria tabescens is the source of this 1008-nucleotide messenger RNA. RefSeq names its product terpenoid synthase. Lineage: Eukaryota; Fungi; Basidiomycota; Agaricomycetes; Agaricales; Physalacriaceae. The transcript has 4 exons. Bases 1 to 1008 code for a protein of 335 amino acids. The record is from RefSeq and is a predicted model, not a curated record.